Messenger RNA from Malassezia japonica, 2460 nucleotides. RefSeq lists its product as uncharacterized. The record is from RefSeq and is a predicted model, not a curated record. The transcript has a single exon. Gene Ontology annotation, biological process: regulation of cell cycle; negative regulation of TOR signaling. Gene Ontology annotation, cellular component: TSC1-TSC2 complex. The coding region runs from base 1 to 2460 and encodes 819 amino acids. NCBI's taxonomy places the organism in Eukaryota, Fungi, Basidiomycota, Malasseziomycetes, Malasseziales, Malasseziaceae.
AUGCCGCCGCCGUCCUUCUCGAGCGCGUCGGGCCUGAGCGCGCUGAAUGUGUCGCGCGGCACGCUCGCGCUCGUCAAGGAUGUAUCUCAGAGCAUACAUAGUGCGAUCGUGAAGGGCGGCGUGCCGGCACUCGACGCGGCGCGCAAUAGCAUCGCGGCGCUGCUCCAGGACACCAGUCUCGAUGCCCCCCCCGCCGAUAGCGACCUGCUAGCAAGCGCCGGGGCAUACACCAGCAAGCCGAGCAAUGCCGUGCGCUCGGCAAUUGCAGAAAAGAUCAACGCGGACAUGAUUGAGGCGUUUGAGAGCAUCAAGGCGACGCCGGCUGUGCUGGACACGGUCGUCGCGCUGCUGGGCCUCUGUGCGCCGAUCUUUGACGCAGCGAUCAUGGAGGGGUGGUGGGAGCGUGCGCUGUAUCCCGCGCUGUGCUCAACUGCGCUCACGCCCCAGCACGCCGAAGAUGUGCGCAUCCUCAUCGUCUAUACCAUGAUGGUGAGUCAUCCAGAGAGCGGAAAAAGCAUUGCCCAGCGUGUGCUGGAUCUGUACGUGGACGCCGCAAGCUCGCAGCAGGAACUCGUGCCGCUCCCGGAAGAUUUUCAGGCGGAGCUUGGCGAGACGGAGGACGCGGAGGACGCGCCGCUUGAGGCGCCUGUGCGCGAGACGCGCGCGGAAAUCGAGUGGCGGCGCACGCUCGAGAUGGUCAUUGCGUUGUACAGCACGCAGCGGCCGACCGCGUUCUUCGAGGUGCUUGCUUCGACACUCGGCAACGUGCAGUCCGAAGGGCCUGUCCUCUACCUCUUGGCGAGCUUUUUGCACGCCCAGUCGAUGCACGCCUACUGCAUUGCGUCGACGCCGCUGAUGAACCGCGUCCUCGAGACACUCCUGCAUACCUUCUCGACGCGCUCCAUGUCGUUCGGCACCAAAUGCCUUGUCAUGGUGCUGCCCCACAUUCCGCAGUACGUCGCCAAAGGCGGCGGCGGUGGCGUCCCGGCGCUCUUUGCGAUUUACGGGCGCGCCGUAACCUGGCGGCGGGGUACCAGCGCAGAUGGCCUGCCAUCGUGCGUAACGCUGCUCUUUACGCUGCUCUACGGCCUUUUUCCGUGCAACCUGCUGGCCUUUUUGCGCGACGCAAAGGGCUACCUUGCCGAGCAUGCCAAGGUCGUCUUUGACGUGGCCGCGAUGCGCGAGCGGUCUGUGACGAUGCUGCGUGGCCACGCGGUGCACCCUUUGCUCGCCGAGGCCGACGCCACGACCGAACUGACGAAUUCCAAGCGCUGGGCGCAGCACGACGCGUCGGACCUCACCGCGUCGUGCAUGUCGCUCUGCAUCACCCCCAAAGACGACAUCGCGAGCGCAGACGCUUUGCUCGACGACCACAUCCCGGCGAGCGACGUCCUGCUGCGCACUGAGCACAAAUUUGAGCUCUAUCUCAAAGAACAGCUCCUUUUGCACAUUGGGCGCCUGCACCGCGACCGUAUCACCGAUGCUGCGAGCGAGGCCGAGCACCAGAGCUUGUACCAUACUGUGCGCACGUUGCGUGCGCAGCUCCUCACCGCCCAAGGUCGCGCCGAGCGCCAGCGCCUCGAGUCGCAGGCCGCCAACAACCGCCACGUGCAGUGGGAGCGCGAGCUAAACACCAAGCUCAACACCUACCGCGAGGAGCGGCGCUCAUGGGGCGUCGAGACGAAGCAGCUGCAAAAGCAGCUGGCGGACUCGCAGGCGAUGGUCGCGACGCAGGCGGCGCAGAUCACCGAGAUGGGCUCGCGCCUCUUUCAGCAGGACGAGGACCUGGCGCUUGCGCGACCCAAGCUCGAGCGUCUGCAAGAGUAUGGAGAAAACGUGCGCAAGCUGAGCAACUGCUUGUCGGACUGGGAAGACGAUCUCGACAAGUACGAGCUGCAAAGCCGCGAGAUGGACAAGCUGCUCUCGUGGUGGGAAGAGAUGGAACUCACCGUGUCGAACAGCGAGGCGAAUGCGAAUCGCUACCGCGUGCUGCUAGAACAGCGGACCUCGGAAAAUACACGCCUCAAGAGCGAGGUCGGGGCGCUACGUGCCGAGACGCAGCGGAAUGCACAGCGCCUCGCGGCGAACCAGACAUGGCUCCUCGAGGCGGUCGUCGCCCCCGCCAAAGACCGUGCGCAAGACACGCCGAUUGCCACGCCGAAGCAGCGCACGCCCAACACGCUCGAGGAGCUCGACACGUUGCGUGGCCGCAACCGCCACCUGGAGCUCGAGACGAUGAACCUGCGUGCGCGCAUUGAGCAGCUCGAGACCGAGGCGCUGAUGCGCGAUCGCAGCGCGCCCGUGCCCGGCCCCACGCCUGUGCCCGUGCCCGAGGCGGCGGGCGCGACGCUCUUUUCGCCCGACACGCUGCGUACCCCCCGUGAUGCGGGCGUCGAGGACGAGAGUGUGCCGCCGCUGGAGCUGGGCUCGCCGGCGCAUGGCCCUGUACAUCUACAAUGA